Vidua chalybeata is the source of this 2383-nucleotide messenger RNA. It is a transcript of the gene AKAP8L, whose product is annotated as A-kinase anchoring protein 8 like. Gene Ontology annotation, molecular function: DNA binding; protein kinase A regulatory subunit binding. Gene Ontology annotation, cellular component: nucleus; nuclear matrix. The transcript has 14 exons. NCBI's taxonomy places the organism in Eukaryota, Metazoa, Chordata, Aves, Passeriformes, Viduidae. Bases 20 to 2296 code for a protein of 758 amino acids. The record is from RefSeq and is a predicted model, not a curated record.
GGGAGGAGGCGCCGCCAUCAUGAGCUACGGGUACGGAGAUUGGAAUUCGGGCUCGAGCAGAGGCUACGAGGGCUAUGGCUACGGCUACGGCUACGGCCACGAGGGCUCCGGGGGCUUCGGCUUCGGCGCCGCCGCCGCCAAUUCCUGGGAUUUGGGCGGCUCCGAGCCCGACGGGGCCCCCGAGGGCGGCGACGGCCCCGGGAAGCAGCGGCAGGAGCCGGGAGCCGGGAGCCAGGCCGAGGCCGAGGGGCCGCCGGGACGGGGCUACGGAGCGCCCACGGAGAGAGCUGGGAGCCAGGCCGAGGCCGAGGGGCCGCCGGGACGGGGCUACGGAGCGCCCACGGAGAGGUACGAUCCCUACGAAUCCUACGGCGACUCCCGCGUGAACGACCGGGAUCUGUACCGGGCAGGCUUCGACUAUCCCGGGGAUUAUCCCGGCGAUUAUCCCAACGAUUAUCCCGGGGAUUAUCCCAACGAUUAUCCCAACGAUUAUCCCGGGGAUUACCCCAACGAUUAUCCCGACUAUCCCAACGAUUACCCCAACGAUUAUCCCGAUUAUCCCGACUACCCCAACGAUUAUCCCGGCGACUUUCCCAACGAAUCCGAGCCCGACGCCGCCGGCGAGUUCUACGGCCGCCCCGCGCCGCCCCGCCGGGAGCAGCAAUUCCCGGGCAAAUUCCGGGAGAAUCUGGGCGCCCGGGGCUGGGGCCGGGAGCGGCCGUUCCCGGCGCGCGGGGGCUGGGCCGAGCCCCGCGGCCCCGCCCGGCGCCUCCCGUCGCUCUUCGCCCACAACAUCCUCCCCGAGCCCGGCGCCUUCCCGGCCUUCCGCGGCUUCCCCGGCGCCUUCCGCGGCCUCAAGAGGAUGAGGAGGGGCUGGAAGCUCUGGGAUGCGGAGUUCAGGCGGAAGCGGCCGCGCCGGGAGGCUCCGGGCCGGCGGCGGCAGCAGCCGAGCGAGGAGAGGGCGCCGCGCACGGACGGCUCCGACAACUCCAGCUCCGACAACGAGGAAGGCACGGAGGGAGAAUCCGGAGAAAAGGAGGAAUCCAGAGGAGAAGGGGAGGAUGAAGAGGGAAGAGAUUCCGAGAAAGGAGCCCUGGGCAAUCCAGAGGAGAAUUCCCAGAUUUCCCAGCUGAGGCAGAAGCUCCAGCCCGGGAGGAAAUCCCAGGACCGGCAGAAGAAGCGGCACCGGGACCGGAUGGUGGAGAGGAUCCAGUUCGUCUGCUCCCUGUGCAAGUUCCGGACGUUUUUCGAGGACGAGAUCCGGCAGCACCUGGAGAGCAAAUUCCACCGGGAGCAUUUCCAGUUCGUGGGCACCAAGCUGCCCCAGCAGACAGCCCAGUUCCUGCAGGAAUACGUGGCCAACAAGACGCGGAAGACGGAGGAGCGGCGCCGCGGGAUCCGGGACAUCAACGCUGUGAUCCAGCAGAUCCAGCGGGAGCAGGACCUGACCCAGGAGGUGGGCCUGGAGCACUUCCUGCGGAAGGUGGAGGCCGCUCACUGCUCCGCGUGCGAUCUCCUGAUCCCGAUGCACUUCGGAUCCAUCCAGAAACACCUGAAAUCCCUGGAUCACAACCACAACCGCCGGGCCAUGCUGGAGCAGUCCAAGCGCUCGUCGCUGGCCGUGGCCCGGAGCAUCCUCAACAACAAAGUGAUCGGCCGCAAGCUGCGCAGCUUCCUGCAGGGGGAAAAUCCCUUCACGGAUGAUCCCGAGGAAAAGGAGGAGCACGAGGAAGGGGAAGGAGCAGGGGAGGAAAAUCCCGAGGGAAAUCCCGAAAAUCCCACGGAAAAUCCCACGGAAAAUCCCAAAAAUGUGGAAAAUCCCACGGAAAAUCCCGCAGAAAACCCCCCAAAUCCAGAGGAAAAUCCAGAAAAUCCCACGGAAAACCCCCAAAAUCCUGAGGAGAAUCCUGAAAAUCUCCGAGAAAAUCCCCCAAAUCCCACAGAAAAUCCCAUGGAAAAUCCCACGGAAAAUCCCGAAGAAAAUCCCACGGAAAAUCCCAAAAAUCCCGAAGAAAGUCCCACGGAAAAUCUGGAAAAUCCCACGGAAAACCCCGAAGAAAAUCCCACGGAAAACCCCCAAAAUCCCGAGGAAAAGCCCCCAAAUCUCGAGGAAAAUCCCAGAAUUUCUGCGGAUCCCGAGGAAAAUCCCGAGGCAAUGGAAAUUCCCGAGGGAACUGGAGGCCGGGAAAGGGCAGCAGGGACAGAGGCAGGGCUGGAAAAGGAGGAGAAUUCCCAAAAUCCCCAGGAAUUCCCCCAGCUGCGCCCACAGGGACCUUCCGGAACCUUCCAGGAGUGAAAAUCCCGGAAUGUCCCAAAAUUCCGGAACCUUCCAGGAGUGAAAAUCCUGGAAUGUCCCAAAAUUCCGGAACCUUCCAGGAGUGAA